Molecule: messenger RNA, 809 nt
Organism: Beta vulgaris subsp. vulgaris (sugar beet)
Lineage: Eukaryota; Viridiplantae; Streptophyta; Magnoliopsida; Caryophyllales; Amaranthaceae
Product: 21 kDa protein
Exons: 1
Coding region: 117-716 (199 amino acids)
Biological process (GO): negative regulation of catalytic activity
Molecular function (GO): enzyme inhibitor activity
Source: RefSeq, a predicted model, not a curated record
CUUCCCCUACAAUUUAUUACCAAAACUCUUUUUUCUUCCCUACCUCCACACUAUAUAAAUACACAUACCUUCAACUAGAUCUUACAUUUAAGAGAAAAGUUUGUUCUAUCAUAUUCAUGGCUAUACUUACUCUUCCCUUGAUUAUUUUCUCUCUCCUCGCUCUCACCGCCUUCGACGCCACGGCUGCAACCACCUCCACCAACAACUUCAUACAAACAAAAUGCAGCUCCACAGCCUACCCAAAAGUUUGUGUUCAAUCUUUGUCCACCUUUGCCACCAAAAUCCGAAAAAGCCCACGUCAACUAGCCCAAACUGCUCUCAUAGUGAGCCUGGCCAAGGCUCGUUAUGCAAAGGCCUAUGUAGCUCACUUGGCCCGCUAUGAUGGGCUCAGGCCCAGAGAAGUUGGGUCAGUCCAAGACUGUUUGGAGGUUAUUGGAGACACUGUAGAUAGGCUUAGUAAAUCAGUCCAUGAAUUCCAUACCGCGGUCCAGGCCCAAUCUAGGGAUUUUUUAUGGCAUAUGAGUAAUGUACAGACUUGGGCUAGUGCUGCUCUCACUGAUGAGAAUACUUGUGUUGAUGGGUUUGAAGGCCCGGGCAUAAAUGGGAGGACCCAAAAUGCAAUUAAGGCCCAAUUAGAGAGUGUUAUGCAGUGUACUAGUAAUGCCCUUGCUUUGGUUAAUCAGUUUGCUAGCAAGUACUCUCCCAAAAAUGUAUGAUCAUAUUUAUAAUUCUGUGAGGUACCCAAAUAUAUAUAUACAAUGGGGUAAGAAAAUUUUGGAGGAAUAAAAGAAGAAAACUUCUUUUUCUUA